AUGCAGCUAGGAAAUUCCACUGCUAUAUAUUUGGAAAAGAAACUAUCGUCUACAAUGACCUGUGUGCCACUAGAAAUUAUUUUUUUAAAACCGCUAGCAUCCUCACCCACGAGAUUGCAAAAGAUGCUGCUCAGGCUUCAGUGCCCGAAAGUAGCGUACUUUGUUCUUUGUGAGAUACUAUGUAUUUUCAGGACGGAGUCUGAGUGGAGAUCUUUGUGGCACACAGACUGUCAUCGAAUUUGUCACUAUGAACUGGAUCAACAUGUUGAUUUGGCUUGUAGGAUGGAUAUAUACAGAAUCCGGAAGCGAUCAGCAGGUCGGCAUAAUCCUAUGAAGAGCAACAAUACAUUGUAAAAGCCAUUUCCUAAUGUCCAUGAGGAUAGUGGAAUUUUUAUUCAAAAAUCUACCUCUCUGAAGUUUUUAUCCCCGAAAUAUGGUGUGGGUGUCAGAGGAAAGAGGAACGUUCUCAACGAAUGUUGUUACUCUAAAGGAUGUAGCUGGGAGGAAUUUGCAGAAUUCUGUCAGUAUUCUAUUCGACUUCCUGCCAACAGCGUCAAUUCCUGCAUAUGAAAUUCUGAAAAGUAUUAUCCAAGAGACAGAUUGAUUGUUGCAAUUUACAACCGAUUUCCGAUAUAAGAUAUACACUACUUACUAUUCACUGCCACUAAAAGAUGAGUUUUAU
Messenger RNA from Ostrea edulis (European flat oyster), 682 nucleotides. Its product is annotated as probable insulin-like peptide 7. The transcript has 4 exons. The record is from RefSeq and is a predicted model, not a curated record. Lineage: Eukaryota; Metazoa; Mollusca; Bivalvia; Ostreida; Ostreidae.